Molecule: messenger RNA, 2475 nt
Organism: Cucurbita maxima (winter squash)
Lineage: Eukaryota; Viridiplantae; Streptophyta; Magnoliopsida; Cucurbitales; Cucurbitaceae
Product: trifunctional UDP-glucose 4,6-dehydratase/UDP-4-keto-6-deoxy-D-glucose 3,5-epimerase/UDP-4-keto-L-rhamnose-reductase RHM1
Exons: 3
Coding region: 189-2201 (670 amino acids)
Biological process (GO): flavonol biosynthetic process; UDP-rhamnose biosynthetic process; auxin export across the plasma membrane
Molecular function (GO): UDP-glucose 4,6-dehydratase activity; UDP-L-rhamnose synthase activity; dTDP-glucose 4,6-dehydratase activity
Source: RefSeq, a predicted model, not a curated record
GAUGGAUUUGGUGAUUUCUUGCGUGCUAUGCAUUUUCUUUUGGUGAUUAGUCGCUAUUCUAUGAAUGGUGGAUCGAAUUGUCGUGAUUCAGAUUCAGAUGAUGGUUUAAACUUCGGACAUUUUUCUUUUAGAAUUUUGAUCGUAGGUUGGGAAUAUACGGAGAUCGGAUCUGAUGAAGUUGCAUUGACAUGGCUACACACACUCCUAAGAACAUCCUCAUUACUGGGGCUGCUGGAUUUAUUGCAUCUCAUGUUGCUAACAGACUUGUCAGGAACUAUCCUGGCUACAAAAUUGUUGUUCUGGACAAGCUUGAUUAUUGCUCAAAUCUGAAGAAUCUUCUUCCAUCUAAACCAUCUCCCAACUUCAAAUUCGUCAAGGGGGACAUUGGCAGCGCUGACCUUGUCAAUUAUCUCCUAAUUACCGAGUCCAUCGACACGAUUAUGCACUUUGCUGCCCAGACUCAUGUUGACAACUCGUUUGGUAAUAGUUUCGAGUUCACGAAGAAUAACAUCUAUGGUACACAUGUUCUUUUAGAAGCAUGCAAGGUCACUGGACAGAUUCGACGGUUCAUCCACGUUAGUACCGAUGAAGUGUAUGGAGAGACAGAUGAGGAUGCUGUUGUGGGAAACCAUGAGGCUUCCCAACUCCUCCCAACAAAUCCAUACUCUGCAACAAAAGCUGGAGCUGAAAUGCUUGUUAUGGCAUAUGGCAGGUCAUAUGGGUUACCUGUGAUUACGACCCGAGGAAACAACGUAUAUGGACCUAAUCAGUUUCCUGAGAAACUAAUUCCAAAGUUCAUUCUUUUGGCAAUGAGAGGCCAGCCUCUUCCAAUUCAUGGGGAUGGUUCUAAUGUUAGGAGCUACCUGUACUGUGAGGAUGUUGCUGAGGCUUUUGAAGUCAUCCUUCACAAAGGGGAGGUUGGCCAUGUUUAUAACAUUGGGACAAAGAAGGAGAGAAGGGUUAUAGAUGUUGCCCAAGAUAUAUGCAAACUGUUUAAAAUGGAUUCAGAGGCAAGCAUCAAAUUUGUCGAAAACAGACCGUUUAAUGAUCAGAGGUAUUUCUUGGAUGAUGAGAAACUCAAGAUCUUGGGAUGGUCUGAACGUACGACGUGGGAAGAAGGGCUCAAGAAGACGAUCGAAUGGUACACCAAGAACCCUGAUUGGUGGGGUGAUGUCUCUGGGGCUUUGCUGCCACAUCCUAGAAUGCUAAUGAUGCCCGGUGGAGUCGAGAGGCACUUUGAAGGGUCUGAAGAGGUAGCACCGGCUGCUUUCGUUUCAAGUAACACUAAGAUGGUUGUCCCAACUUCCAGAAAUCCAGGCUCUCCUCGCCAAUCAUACUUGAAAUUUUUGAUAUAUGGUAGGACAGGGUGGAUUGGAGGCCUUCUUGGACAGCUAUGUGAUAAACAAGGCAUUGCCUAUGCAUAUGGCAAAGGGCGUUUGGAGGAUCGGGCGUCGCUUUUGGCAGAUAUUCAGAAUAUUAAACCAACCCAUGUUUUCAAUGCUGCUGGAGUGACAGGGAGACCCAAUGUUGAUUGGUGUGAAUCUCACAAAACCGAAACUAUUCGAGCCAAUGUCGCUGGAACCUUAACUUUAGCUGAUGUUUGCCAGGAGCACGGGCUCUUGAUGAUGAACUUUGCCACUGGCUGUAUCUUUGAGUACAACGCUCAACAUCCAGAGGGUUCUGGCAUUGGAUUUAAGGAGGAGGACAAGCCAAAUUUCAUUGGUUCCUUUUAUUCAAAAACCAAGGCCAUGGUGGAGGAGCUUCUGAAAGAAUAUGACAAUGUCUGCACCCUCCGAGUUCGGAUGCCGAUAUCAUCCGACUUGAACAACCCACGCAACUUCAUUACCAAGAUUUCCCGCUACAACAAGGUCGUUAACAUCCCAAACAGCAUGACCAUCCUGGAUGAGCUUCUGCCCAUUUCGAUCGAGAUGGCAAAGCGUAACUUGAGAGGCAUCUGGAACUUCACAAACCCUGGCGUUGUGAGUCAUAACGAGAUCCUCGAAAUGUACAAGAAAUACAUCGACCCCGAGUUCAAAUGGGCUAACUUCACACUGGAAGAACAAGCAAAGGUAAUUGUAGCCCCUAGAAGCAACAAUGAGAUGGAUGCUUCAAAGUUGAAAAAGGAGUUCCCAGAGCUGCUCGGGAUCAAGGAGUCGUUGAUCAAGUACGUCUUCGAACCGAACAAGAAAACCUCGGCGUGAUAAGUUAAGUUUCGAUGCUUAGAAACUUAGGAUUAUAUUCAUAAUUGCAUUCUGGAUUAGUUAUUUAUGCUUAUGAUUGUCACAUUUUGUCUGUGAUGAUGUUUGCUUUUCGCUCAUAAUUAAUUUUUAUUGUCUCUGCUCUGCUCUGCUGCAAUAGAAGGUGAAGGGUUAUAUUCUUCACAAUCCACUUUAUGAUGUAUUUUUUAGGAUGCCAGUCUGUAUUAAGUUUCAAAUCCUAUGUAUUAAUGCUAUUAAUUUUGCUGAUUUUUUCCCC